Messenger RNA from Mucor velutinosus, 489 nucleotides. RefSeq names its product translation elongation factor EF-1 alpha. The transcript is spliced from 2 exons. The record is from RefSeq and is a predicted model, not a curated record. NCBI's taxonomy places the organism in Eukaryota, Fungi, Mucoromycota, Mucoromycetes, Mucorales, Mucoraceae. Bases 1 to 489 code for a protein of 162 amino acids.
AUGUCCAACCAACAAUACGGUGCCACUGCUAAUGAUGUUAACCAAGAGGAGUCUGCUCCCUUGAUCAAUAGAGAUAUUGAUCGCUCCAAUGAGUCCUGUAGACAAAAGUUUCAACGUAUCACCCAUCAACACCGCUUCAAGAUUAUCGGAUCAUGGCUCAUUGUGCUCGCUGUUACUGCUGUCUUGACUAUCUCUGUCCACUAUGCUCUCAAGGAAGACAAGCCUCAUAUCCCUGAGGAACCUCCCAAGGGCGAGCAAGAUGAGCUCGUCAAUGACAUGUGCAUUUCUGAUCGCAGCUGGUUUGUUGCUCUUAUGCUUUCCAUUUUCCUCGGUCCCUUGGGUGUCGAUCGUUUCUAUCUCGGCUACAUCUUCCUCGGUAUUCUCAAGCUCAUCACUGCUGGUCUCGGCGGUAUCUGGUGGACCAUCGAUGUCGUUUUGAUCGCUUUGAACGUUCUCAACGACCAUCCUGCUGGCUGCCACCUCAGAUAA